GCCUUAGAAAAUCGACAACACGUUUUGUCGUGAACGGUCACUGUACGACACCGGACCUAAGUUAAUAUUUCAUUCAAAUAAUCAAUUUUUUUUUCACCGAAAUAUAUAACGUUUAUAGUUUUUAUUGGAUAAUUUUUAAUAAGUGUCUAAAUAUUUUUAAAUAAAUAGGAAUUAAAUUUAUUUUAUUAACAGAAAACAUGCAUCGGUUUUUGUGUCAUUUUGCUGUUUUUUCUUUAAUUAGUAUAAUAUUAGUCAAUGACGUGUUGGCUGAUGACAAUUCAGAAGGCUGUGAGACUUUACCGUCCGAUUUACAUAUUACAAAAGAGGAAUUCGACGAACUGGGAAGAUUACAAAGGACGUGCAGUGGCGACGUAGCGGUAAACAAAUGCGAAGGAGCAUGUAAUUCUCAAGUACAACCUAGUGUCAUUACACCAAGCGGUUUUUUAAAAGAGUGUUACUGUUGCCGUGAAACAUUUUUGAGGGAAAGGGUGAUAACUCUUACACACUGUUACAACCCAGACGGUCAGCGACUUACUGGUGAAAAAUUGGCUACCCUUGAGGUGAAACUAAAAGAACCCGCAGAUUGUAAAUGCUAUAAGUGUGGUGAUUACUCUGGCUAAAAAUAGCUAAUGUAUAAACGAUUUAUUAAACAUAAUUGUUGUUUGUUUUGUAAUAACUAAUAAUAUACGUUCAAUGUCAAAUUAUAGUGUUUAUAACAGUAACAUUUAUUUUGAGUGCACUAAAACGCUAAUUUUACGUUUGUCUAAUGGUAACUUAAAAAUAUUUAUUAAUAGCUGUAUCAACAAUUUUACCAACUAACUAUAAUUGUUCAAAGUUAUUAAAAUCAAUUUUAACAAUCAAAAC
Daktulosphaira vitifoliae (grape phylloxera) is the source of this 864-nucleotide messenger RNA. RefSeq names its product partner of bursicon (gene Pburs). Gene Ontology annotation, molecular function: G protein-coupled receptor binding; neuropeptide hormone activity. Lineage: Eukaryota; Metazoa; Arthropoda; Insecta; Hemiptera; Phylloxeridae. Bases 198 to 620 code for a protein of 140 amino acids. Gene Ontology annotation, cellular component: bursicon neuropeptide hormone complex; extracellular region. The transcript is spliced from 3 exons. Gene Ontology annotation, biological process: G protein-coupled receptor signaling pathway. The record is from RefSeq and is a predicted model, not a curated record.